AUGCGCACCACUCGAGAUUCCCAGCGUGAUUCCCUAAACAACUUUAUUACCGUCAUCAUCAACACUUUCGCCAACAAUCACGACGCUGCAGCCGUUGCGUUGGAUCAAUGUUUCGCGGCAUUCACCCUCAUUCGGAGUAAAAAUGUAGCAAAGCGAGCAGCUGAUCAGGAGACGCACGCAACGGCCGAAGAGCCAGGAGCUGCCCUCUACCAGUCACUUUCGAACUGUAAUGAGAAAACAUAUGAAACUAUGGAAAUAAUGGGUAAAGCACCAUCGUUUACUAAUUUUUACGAGCCACCAUCAACAAGCUAUGACUGCAAUGAAGCAGUAACUGCUGCGGCGAGUUACAUCCAGGAUAAAUUACCCUUGACAAAUACGCGUAGAUGUUACAUCGAAAUGCAGUCAGGGCACAGGCUGGAGAUACUGGCUCGAAAUGGCGUCGUACCAAAGCCGAUCGCCCAGAUAAGCAGCAUUGAACAAGCAAUCGCUAACGCACCGGCGCCAAUUUAUUUGCGGCCGAACGAACUGUGCUUUGAUGAUGUAGCCGAUAGCGGCGAAAUACUCAGUGAAUUUUUCAUGCCCUCGAGUUUCACCAUGCAGCCAGUGAAAAGUAUCAUGGAGCCUGCCAUUCCACCAGCAACAGCCGCUCAGAUAUCUAGCGCAGAGCCACCGACGUUUACACAGCUUUAUAACUUUUAUGAACAUUAUGAUCACAAGGAUGCAUGUUCGACGUAUGGCAAUGAGAAUCAAAUUAGCAAAUGCGAGACUGACAUUAAGACGUGUAGGCUUCUUUUCAAUUACUGCACUUAA
Molecule: messenger RNA, 810 nt
Organism: Gongylonema pulchrum
Lineage: Eukaryota; Metazoa; Nematoda; Chromadorea; Rhabditida; Gongylonematidae
Source: the annotation of a GenBank genome assembly